Molecule: messenger RNA, 1989 nt
Organism: Bacidia gigantensis
Lineage: Eukaryota; Fungi; Ascomycota; Lecanoromycetes; Lecanorales; Ramalinaceae
Exons: 2
Coding region: 1-1989 (662 amino acids)
Source: RefSeq, a predicted model, not a curated record
AUGGGCUCGGAGCGUAUUGAUCCGGCAAAGCACUUCUUUCAGGGUAGAAAGCCCGGGCCAGGCCCUUUGAAAGACGACGACAUUGACUCAACACUUGGUGGUUUGCUUGGUAAAACGUUUCCAUCAUGCUGCCCUCCGGGUGUUCAGCCAAAUACCAGGAUCAUAGCUAUCUGUGGUAUAGCCGACUGGGUUAAUAAGCAUACAGUCACCGAUAUUCCUCCACCUGUUCUCAAAAUUCAGGUCAAGAGCCCCGUCAAGAAUGUACUCUUGAAGAGCAAGGAUUUUUUCUCAAAGUCGCGUCGUGAUGAGAGGAAGGAGUUGAAGGUCGCUAAGGAUUCACAGACGACGCAAAGAGGCAUGGCCUCUCCGCACCACGAUGGGUGGUUCUUUUCGGAUCUUUUCUUAUUUUACCAGUUAUUUGAGGGUGUAGGUUCAAACCAAUUGUGGUUCACCUGUGAGUCACCAAGCCGAUUAGUUGCCAAAUACGACAAGUACUUGCACGGUGGUCCGAAUGAUCGGCGAGUUGUGAUGGAACAAGUACACUUGGACGCAGUCCGCCAACAAGGCAAUUUCAGGGUGUCUUCGAGGGGAGAUCUUCUUGAAGAUUUCUUGAGAACACUACGUGGGGAGUUCCAACUCGCUCAAGAAUUGAAUCAACCUGUCUUACUUCUGAUCUUUGGACAUGGAGACAUGGAUACUUAUGGCGUUUGCAUUGGAGGAGAAACGGACGAGGAAAGCGCGCCUCGUCUCAGGGUUGAGACACUCAAGAGUAUGCUAAGUAAGUUCGAUAUCUCGGUCACGUUAAUGAUGACCUCGUGUCACUCUGGUGGAUGGCUCUACACGCCAGACCUGAACGUCUCUGGGCUGACAUCAGCUGGACCGGGCCAAGAGUCAUUCUCAUGGCCAAACACAGUGGGUGGUAGAGCUCAUGGCUCCUUGUGGGCCACAGCCGUCACCUAUGCUUUGAUCAAAUUUGAAGAUGAACGUCUCACCCAGCCCAAUCCGUUGCCCCAGAAAGGUUUUGUUGAUCCUGAGUUGACCCAGACGUCAAGUACUUUUGCCAACUUGUCCCGGGUCAUCCGAGAGACUCUCAUUCACGAUGUCGCCUCAAAGACGUACCAACACCAGGUACGUUUUGCCGCACAAGACGAUGCUUGGGAAGACGAGUGGAGAGCACGCUCUGGAAUCCCCUUGGUAGAUUUUCGUCAUCGAUGGACUUCGCUACAACAAGUCUCUGGGCCCAAUGUCUGGGGCGACAAGUCUAUGAAAGCUAACGCACCGAAACAUCAAGACUCUACGCCUGGUUAUUACAAUUGCAAGCAUGAACUCAACGAAGCACAAGCACGUUCGAUUGUGGCGGACCUUGCAGAAGCGUAUAUGAGCAGCUUCCCAGGACGAGACGAGGCUGGGUCAAACCACACCGCACAUGCUCUAGCAAAGCAAAUGAUCUCGAAAGAACCGAUGAGCAACGGUGAGGUCAGAGGGGUGAACAACACUCUACGUCACCGGAUGGAUAAGAUGAAAGUGGCAACAGCGAUUGUCCAAGCACUCGGGGUGGAUUUCCCUAACUGUGAAGACUUCAGCGUCGAGCAGUGGCAAGAAGACAUAUGGGCGGAAGGAAGUGGGAAAGGAAAGGGUAAAGCCAACCGGCAUCCUAAAGAGGAGCUUUUCUACUCCCUAUUUCGCCAAAUUGUCGAUUCGCAGCUUUUGCCUCCUCAGGACAAUCAACUCAGCUAUCCGAAAGCAGAACGCUACCUUGCGAUUGCAUUUGUCGAGAAGUUCGAAGUGGAUGAAGCGAGGAGAAUGAUUGAAGUUAUGAAGAGAGGAAAGGACACUUGGAUCCAGGAUCUAAUGGCAUUGAUUCGAAACGAACGACAAGUUCGUCAAGCCGCCCGACAACAUUUUGAGACUCUGGGCAAACGCCUUCGGUCUCCAUCUCCACGCAAACGUGGACCGAUCCCUUCUUUUGGACAACUCACCAUCGACUAG